Molecule: messenger RNA, 3312 nt
Organism: Drosophila grimshawi
Lineage: Eukaryota; Metazoa; Arthropoda; Insecta; Diptera; Drosophilidae
Product: DDB1- and CUL4-associated factor 5
Exons: 7
Coding region: 529-2766 (745 amino acids)
Biological process (GO): negative regulation of fatty acid biosynthetic process
Cellular component (GO): cytoplasm; Cul4-RING E3 ubiquitin ligase complex
Molecular function (GO): protein binding
Source: RefSeq, a predicted model, not a curated record
CGAUGAUUAAACCAGUCGAGAGUCACACUCGCAGUCGCAGUCGCAGUCGCAGUCGUCGUGAGAAAAUCUCUGCGGGAGUUGUGCGUUGAAGCAGUCAAUUCAAUUGUCAUUUGCUGCAAAAAUAAACCUGAGCAGCUCAUUGAAGUUAAACUAGAUAAAUAGUCGAAUAGUUAGCACAACAAUUAGAAUAACAUUUCAAGUUGGAGAACAUCGAAUUGGUAAGCAGCAAAACAACAAAAAAAAAAAAGGUACUCGCAACGCCAACGCAAAAAGUACGACGACAACAGCGACGAAGGCGACGACGUCAGCAGCGACGUCAGCGUCGACAAAAUGUAUACAACGCUAUUGCAACGGCAGCGCCUUUGAGACCCACAGAAAAAACAACAACAACAACAACAGCAGCAAAAAAAAAACAAAGAAAAAUAAAAACACAACACUUGCUACCCGGAUAAGGAGUGUGGAGGUGCAAGGUGGAGCAAGGUUCGCACUUUUCUAUAAUACGAGAACGAAUUAAUUUGUAAAUAAAAAAUGAGCUACUUGCGAGGCGGCUCGUCGGGCAGCCUCAAUUUGGAUAAUGUGCUCAGCUGCCGGGAGCUGGAUCCGCUGCGUCGCAACCUGGAGGCGGGCAUCUUCAGGCAGCGCCUGCAGGCCGCUGAGAAUCUGUAUCAGCGCAAUCUGGCCGGGCACUUUGGUUGCGUGAAUGCUUUGGAGUUUAGCCAGGGUGGCGACUAUCUGGCAUCGGGUGGUGACGAUAAGCGUGUGCUGCUCUGGCAUGUGGAUCAGACGCUGUCGAAUCUCCGCGUAGAUAAACCAAAUGUGAUGUAUGGCGAGCAUGCCAGCAACAUCUUCUGUCUGGGCUUCGACACACGCAACACAUACAUCUUCUCGGGCGGUAAUGAUGACCUGGUCAUACAGCACGACCUGGGCACUGGCAAGAACCUUAAUUACUUUUCGCACGAUGGACCCGUCUAUGGCCUCAGCGUGGAUCGCACCAGCACUCAUCUGUUCAGUGUGGCCACCGAGCAUGGCGAGAUCAUUGUCUAUGAUCUGCGCGUCGGCAAGACUGAACCACUGGCCAUAGCCAAGUUUCGGACACCAUUUAAUGCGGUGGAAUUUCAUCCGCUCAAUGGCAACUUUUUGGCGACGGCGAAUGCCAAACGUGGCGCCCAACUGUGGGAUCUGCGUCACCACACUCAAGCAUUGUGUCAGUAUAACUACAUCACUGAAUCUCCCAGCUGCAUGAGCGUGCGCUUCAAUUGCAACGGCAGUCUUCUGCUCACCCUGCAUCGCCGCUUGCCACCCAUCCUGUACAGCCCCAGCUCACCGGAGCCGUUGUGCUCGUUUUAUCACGAUGAAUACUUUAAUUCCUGCACCAUGAAGAGCUGCACAUUUGCUGGCCCGCAGGACGAGCUGGUCGUCUCUGGCUCGGAUAACUUUAAUAUGUUCAUCUGGCGCUUGGAUGGAGUUGACUUGGAGAAGAAGAAUCAAUGGAUCGACACGACGCCCGUCAUCCUGACCGGACAUCGUUCGAUUGUCAAUCAGGUGCGCUACAAUCGCCAGCGCUGUUUGCUCGCCUCGUCGGGUGUGGAAAAGAUUAUCAAGCUGUGGAGUCCAUUUGCCCAGCAAGGCUGGGACGGUGCAUUGACGGAGCCAUCGGAUACGCCCUAUUGCACACGCACCCUGCAUCGCAACUCCACGGAUCAUGUGUCGCAGGACUUUAGCGCCUGCAACAUGGAGGAGGAUCAGGUGAUGUUGGCCUUCUUUGAUACGCUGGUGCAACGUGAGCUGGAAACGUGGAACAGCAGCAGCAGCACGGCCAAUGGCAAUGGCCAUCAGACAACAAGCAGCGAGACCACCUCCGGUACAUCAACGGAGCGCAGCGAGAGCACAACCCAAUCGGAUGAUGAUCAGAGCGAUGUGGACACACCCAAUGUUAGUGAGCUCAGCUGGCAAACGCAUCCGAAUCGCAUUUUCUAUUUGAUUGCCAAGAAGCGUCGUGCACUGCUCCAGCUGGCUGUCAGAGGCACUGGUGGCCAGCAUCGCAAUGUGGAGCAGCUGCUGGCACGGCUGCUGGGCGAACAGCGGCAGGCAGCCACACAGGCACGCAUCAGCGAAUGGCUGGAGGAGACGCAUCGCCUGUUCGGCGAUGAUGAGCUGCCCACCACAUCAGCAGAGGCCGCAGCCCGGGAUCGCAAUCGACGCGAGUCCAUCACUCAGCCAGCCAGCCGCAGUCCUCGCAAGCCGCCCGAAUUUCGCAUGAUUGGCUCGUUGCAGGCCAGUUUCGAGCAGCUGGAGCGGAAGCGGAAAUUGAUGCGACUCCGUUUUGCGGCCAUUAAACGGCGACGGACCGUUCGACGUCCACGCCGAGGAAUGCUGGAGAACGAGAGCGCCAUGUCCUAUGAUACCGAAUGGUUAGAUGAUGAUGAUGAUAAUGAUCCAGAGGCAAAUCAAGAGAGCAAUGCCGGUGACAACAGCAACACCAGCAAUAGCAACAACAAUAACAACAACAGCAACAUCAACAAUAACAACAACAAUAGCAACAGCAAUCACGAUGACGACACGUCCAACACAUCGAUGGAGGCACAAUUGUCGCAGGCGCCAAGCACCUCCAAUUCGGUGCACUUUGCGCUGGAUGCCACCGAGGCCAACAACAACAGCCAAUUGGCCGAGAACAACAAUAAUAAAGUCGUCAAUGGCAUACCGGCUGCCACAUGCCACUCAGAGACAACCACAUCCACGUCCUCCUCCACACAGACACAUUUGUAAAAAUGGAUCACAUUCGGGAAACUUUCGAGUAGUUUCUGUUGACUUUUUUUAUACAGAGCAAUCCUGGCAUUAUUAUAAUUCCUCGAUAUGUGUGUGCAUUACGGAUUAAGAAGAAAAUGUAGACUUAAGCGCAAAAUUCUCUGCAGCACUGUGUCCAUUUGUCCGAAUUCAAUCAUGGUAUAAUACAAGCAUAGAGAGUAUUCGAUAUUGUUUAAGUAGACUUUAUCCGCAUCCAAAAAUAGGGAGUUGUAUUUAUGUUCGCAGCAACUCAUUUUUCGAGCUAAUUUUGCAAUUUAUUAAUAGCCUCCACAUUGGAAUACUUUUCUUUUAAAUUAAUGAUCUCUGAAAAAUUGCAGUAACCUAAAAGUAAUACCAUGACAACAUUAUGAGUAUAACUUUUGCGUGUAUUCAUUAGAUUAGAUUAAAAACGUAAAUUAAUUUUAUUUUUUUAAUUUGGAUGUUAAUUGUGAUUGAAAAUAUAUUAUGAAAACCAAUCAGAAAAAACAAUGAAAAUAAAUAAAACACAGUUUGGUGUGGAACAUGCAA